GUGGUGGCACUCUGGUGCUGCGGCUUUAACGUCGACGGAGAACUGAUCCGGAAUCAGCCUCCUCGGCACCGGAUGUCUCGGGGAAGCGAUUUCUACAGGAAAUAUACCGUCCGACGCAGCGAGCAUUUGUGAAGGGCUGCCAUUUUAGCAAGCUUACGCACAAAUGCAUCAUGAGGCGCAAAGUGGUCCAGCUCACCUCCAGGUCGCACCAUGAAAACAUCCUGGCUUCUCUGCAUCAGCUGAGGCUGCAGGGACAGUUGUGUGAUGUCACCGUGCACGUUGACUUCCAGGGGGACAAGCAGGAGUUUCGGGCCCAUCAGGUGGUGCUCGCAGCAUCCAGUGGCUACUUCAAGAACACCCUUCUCAUCCAGGAUGUAGCCCGAGACACAGUCUCCCUCUCAAAUGUGCAUUCUGACGAUUUCUCCAAGUUUCUGGAGUUUGUGUACACGGGUAAAGUGGAAGUUGCCAGCAAAAAGAUCGCUGACGUGCAAGCAGCGGCAGAGUUGUUGGACUGUAGGGAUCUGUCAGAGGUUUGUGAUGAGGCCAUGCGUGCUGAGACUUUAGAACCCCCUAAAAAGAAAACGCCUGCAUCAAAUGUUGCGGAUCAUUAUUACUUACAGUGUGACGAUAAAGAAAAAGGGCCCAAAGGGAAGAAGCAGCUGGGCAGGCUAGUUCUGAAGCGGCAGCUCUCACCACAGAGCUCUGAGAAUGAAGUCACCGCAAAAACAUCUCAGGUGAAGAAAACAGUGACGAAUGAAAAAAGCGAAGGGGGACAGGUGCAGCCGAGGAAAUCCAGCCGCAGAAUCCUUCAGAGGCGUCUAAACGCGACAAGAGAGGCUUCGAACAGUGAAAACCAAGUUACCAAUGAAGACGCAGAGGGGUUUGAGGACAGGACUGAAGUCGAGGCUCAGCCAGAGAACGGAGCAGAGAGAAGGGAUGAGUCUUCAUGCAGAGUGCCGGGCUCUGAUGUGGACAACGGUGAAAACGAGGACGAUGUGCAAAGUAAUCCCGAAGACCCCAUGUUAUCUGUGGAUGAAGAGGAAGAGGAGGAGGAGGAGGAGGAGGGGGAAGAGGGAGAGUCCAAGGUGACGUCCAAACGAACGUCCAAAGCCCAGUUCCAGUGUGAAAAGUGCCAGCGGACCUUCCACUACGAGAGGAGCUACUUGAAGCACAUCAGCACGUACCAUGGAGUGAAAGCAGACGUCGUCUACCGCUGUGAGACCUGCCAGCAGACCUUCGCCAACCGCAGCAACUUGAAGAUCCACGAGAAGCACGUCCACAGCAGCGAGAGACUCUUUUCCUGCGCCUCCUGCUCGAAGACCUUCAAACGAAAGAAGGAUGUCGUCCGCCAUCAAAGACAGGUGCACGAACGUAACAAUAUGCGUCACGUCUGCCCUGAUUGUGGAAAGUCACUCAGCUCCAAAACGGCUCUGUUGCUGCAUGAGCGGAUACACACUGGCGCAAAGCCUUUUGAGUGCACUGAAUGCAGCGCCAGAUUUACCCAGAAUGCUGCUCUCAAGAUGCACCGCAGGAUUCACACAGGAGAGAAGCCUUUUGCAUGUGAUGAGUGCGAAGCCAGGUUCACUCAGAAGCACAUGUUGGCUUAUCAUAAGAGAUCACACACAGGAGAGAAGCCUUUCAUGUGUGAGGCGUGUGGGAAAAGCUUUGCAUCUAAAGAAUACCUCCGGCACCACUCAAACAUCCACACUGGCUUCAAGCCGUACAAGUGUGAACAGUGUGGCCGAGGCUUCGCUCAGAGGAAUUCUCUCCACCAGCAUUUAAAGAUACACACAGGCGAGCGUCCGUACAGUUGUAAAGAAUGUGACAAGCACUUUACCCAGAUCAACGCCCUGCAGAGGCACCAGCGUAUCCACACGGGGGAGAAACCCUACAUGUGUGCCCUUUGUAACCGCACCUUCACGGACAAGUCCACCCUCCGCAGGCACGCUAUGACUCACGACGCCGAUGCUCCCUGGAAGACCUACCUGGUGGUUCUGGAGGGAAAUGUGGAGGACAAGAAACCCAAAUCCACCCCCAAGGGAAAGACAAAAAAAGCAGGAGCAGGGGAGAAAACGAGCCCAUCAAGAAAAAGUGGCGGUGGUGCUGCAACUGGUGACACUGUUUCCACUGGUGCUGAAGGUGACGCUGUUGCUGCCGCUGAUGCCACUUGUGCUGUUGAUGCUGCUGCCGGUAAAACCACCACAGAUUCCAUUGUGGUUCCCGCCGAGCCAAUCACUCUUCCACCUGAUUGGACCAGCCAUGGAACCAUUGCUCUGGUCAGUCACGGCGGGAUCACCGUCAUCCACACCGAGGUGCCACCUGGGACGCAUAUCCAGCCCAUCAUGACCACUGACGGCACAAGCACCAACCUCAUUUCCUUAGAUGGUUCCGCCAUCCCCUUCGCUAUACCUGUCUCUAUGGCUCAUCCCAUCCCCUUGUCCUCCUCCACCACCUCUUUGUCCGUACCCUCAGUUCUCUCCCUUCCCGUCUCUGACGCCACAUUGGCAUCGGUCUCCGAGAUCCCAGCUGUUUCAACGUCAUCCGUCCUGGAAGCUGCUGUGUCACAGACGAUUCUGUCUCCAGUUUCCGAGACCAAGAUCAACCAAUCAGAACCUGAUAUUCAGACUGUGAUUGUCAGUGACAUGGUUUGCGGAAGCGAACAAACGGCAGCCGUCGAUGGACAGGAAAAGGAAAAGACAGCAGAGAACUCUUUGGAUGAAAUUAAAAAGACCCCCGAUCAAGACGCUGUGUAGAAAGUGGAUGUAAAUAUAAAGCUCUUUAUCCGGGGCCACGUUUCAACCCCUCAGUAAUGCAAUUUUUUGUAUAUACUUUGGAAUUAGCAACGUCUGAAUACGUAUUCUGACUUUGUCACAUCUGUGAUCUUCAGUGUUUAUCACGACAUGUUGCGAUGUUAAGGUAUUCAGUGGGAAAUGCUACAUGCUUAAGAGAUGUAACUAAGGUAUUUCAAGUAUUGGGUAUUAUUAGCAAAUGGUUUGUUAAUGUACCGCGUGAAAUGUUGCAUAAAUGAAGUUGAAUACAAA
This is a messenger RNA of Hippoglossus stenolepis (Pacific halibut), 3041 nucleotides long. It is a transcript of the gene gzf1, whose product is annotated as GDNF-inducible zinc finger protein 1. The transcript has 8 exons. Gene Ontology annotation, cellular component: nucleus. The record is from RefSeq and is a predicted model, not a curated record. Gene Ontology annotation, molecular function: DNA-binding transcription factor activity, RNA polymerase II-specific; RNA polymerase II cis-regulatory region sequence-specific DNA binding; protein binding. Gene Ontology annotation, biological process: central nervous system development; regulation of transcription by RNA polymerase II. The coding region runs from base 171 to 2753 and encodes 860 amino acids. NCBI's taxonomy places the organism in Eukaryota, Metazoa, Chordata, Actinopteri, Pleuronectiformes, Pleuronectidae.